GUAUUCUUCAAGAUCACACAAACGCGAUUAUAUAUAAGCAUCGAUCUCUCGAUAUUUGUUCUCAAUCGUUGUUUAAAAGUCUCCGACGUAAGUACUCUCUCUCGUGAUAAGAAAAUAACAUAUAAUUUUAUUUAAUCAACAAGAGAUAAGCGGAAAAAGAGCUUUCCAUAAUUUGCAAUCAUGAAAUUGUUCUUAAUACUUUAUACAACUACGAUAUUGGCAUGGAGUACAGCAGAAUCAUUAAACGAUUCUUCCGAAUAUUCUAAAAUCCGUGUUAGAUCGGACAACGUUAACGAAGAAACACAAUUAUUAAGAAGACAUUGGAAUGAUCAAGCUAAUAUCAAACGACCCCAUAUCAAUCGUAAAACUGGAUUCGAUGGAAAGGUUCGAAAAAUCAAUAUCGAACCGAACGAGGAUGGCCCAGGAAUUAGAGCUUAUGGUUUGCCGAGGAAAAAUGUAGAAGAUAAUGGUUUAAUCGAGAGAAUUAAUCCCGCGGAAUCCGAGAGAGGCGAGGAUCGAUCGCGAAAUGCUCGAGUUGUUGAAGCAUACGGUAUGUCUAAAAAGCAAUUAGAAAACAACGGUCAAAUCGAAAAGUUGCCACCCUUAGUUAUUGCAAAAAGCGAAGAACCAAAGGAACAUUCGUUCGGAAGAAUUCCAAGAUCGAUUUCUGAGGAAAAUAAAAACGAAUCGUAUGAUCUCGAGGCCCAAAAUUCGAAAGUCUUCAGACCACUUUUUGUCUACAGGCAACAAGUGGCAAGGAGACAAAUGCUAAGGAACCAAAAGGAUUUCUAUCGUCCAUCAUCUUCGCAAAGAGAUUACAAAUUGUGGGACCGUCAUAAUAUUGUUUAUUGAUCCGAUUAGAUCCUUACAAAAUGUUAUUUCUUUUUUAUACGUACGCGUUCGAUCGAAGAAAUUGAACGAAUUUUUUUUAAUACAUUCUACCAAAAAUUAACUAUUAGAUACCGCUAAACUAGUUUUAUAAGAAUAUGAUUUUAUUCUAGUAUAGUUUAAAUGCAAAAAGUUAUAUUGUGCAAAUGAAUAAAAGAAAUUAUCAACAAAAAAAAAAAAAGAAAAAGAAAGAAAA
Polistes canadensis is the source of this 1084-nucleotide messenger RNA. RefSeq lists its product as uncharacterized. The record is from RefSeq and is a predicted model, not a curated record. Bases 181 to 852 code for a protein of 223 amino acids. The transcript has 3 exons. NCBI's taxonomy places the organism in Eukaryota, Metazoa, Arthropoda, Insecta, Hymenoptera, Vespidae.